Messenger RNA from Hippoglossus stenolepis (Pacific halibut), 6557 nucleotides. RefSeq names its product solute carrier family 27 member 4 (gene slc27a4). Gene Ontology annotation, biological process: long-chain fatty acid import into cell; very long-chain fatty acid catabolic process; medium-chain fatty acid transport. NCBI's taxonomy places the organism in Eukaryota, Metazoa, Chordata, Actinopteri, Pleuronectiformes, Pleuronectidae. Bases 459 to 2390 code for a protein of 643 amino acids. The transcript is spliced from 14 exons. The record is from RefSeq and is a predicted model, not a curated record. Gene Ontology annotation, cellular component: plasma membrane; microvillus; endoplasmic reticulum membrane. Gene Ontology annotation, molecular function: long-chain fatty acid transmembrane transporter activity; long-chain fatty acid-CoA ligase activity.
UCCAUUGGCUGAGGCGCACGUCCGUCAGCCCUUAUUCCUGAUACAAGUGAUGGGACGUUGACGGUGGUGGGCGGGCGCAGCUUAGAAAAUUGUAAGGUCAUUUGAAUUACGUUCGCCAGCGAGGUGAUCGGCGGCAAUGAUCCCAGAAAUGCUGUCAGCGGCGGGAUGAUGAUGAUCGCGGGGUCAAAGUCGACGCGCACCGUCACGCGAAUCUGACUCCCGAUCAGCCGGAGGAGAGGAGCAGCGGCUCGGUGUGGCAUUUGCAGGAGGGGGGGAUCCCGGUGCGUGUGUCUCUGUCCGUGUGAGCCUCCGUGGAGCCAGGCGAGCGGCUGUGAGAGGCGGAGGGGGCGACCGGGCUAACGCGUAAGCCGAUCAAGGUGGAAUCGCACACAACGAAUUUACGCGUCAGGGGAUUUCUGCGCACAUACAUGCUGUGACGGUGCGAGCCCAGUGCAAGGAUGAUGCGUCUAGGGUGCUGCACAGCCCUGCUGUUUGUGCUGAGGCUGCUGGUGGGCUUGCCCUGGUACCAGGUUCUGCCGGCCAUCCUGAUCUUCUAUCUGGGAAGCGGAGGAUGGAGCUUCCUGCAGAUUUUUGCCAAAACUAUCGGCAGAGACUUACAUGCGGCAAGUGUGUUGUUGCGUGUGAAGAUGAACGUCAGACGUCACCUCAAACAGAAAAACACCCUUCCCAAGAUCUUUGCUGAGACAGUGCGUCGCCACGGUGACAAGACGGCACUCAUCUUCGAGGGGACGGGGGAGAAGUGGACCUUCCGAGAGUUGGACGAGUACUCCAACAGAGUGGCUAACCUGCUGCUACAACGGGGUUUCAAGGAGGGUGAUGUGGUGGCCCUCUUCAUGGAGAACAGGUCCCAGUACGUGGGCCUCUGGCUGGGCAUGGCCAAGAUCGGAGUAGAGGCCGCUCUCAUCAACUUCAAUCUGAGACUAGAGGCCUUGGUCCACUGUGUCACCAUCUCCAAUGCCAAGGCUGUGGUCUUUGGCGCCGAGCUGACUGAUGCUGUUUGCGAGGUCCACAGUUCAAUGGGGAAGGCGGUGCAGACGUUCUGCUCCGGAGACUGGGACCCCAAACGAGUCCCACAGGGCACCGAGUGCCUCGAGCCCCUGCUGGCUGCGGCCCCGUCCCACCUGCCCAGCCGGCCCCUACGCUGCUUCACAGAUCGCCUAUUCUACAUCUACACAUCAGGAACCACUGGGAUGCCUAAAGCUGCCAUUGUUGUGCACAGCAGGUACUACCGCAUGGCAGCUCUGGUAUAUUACGGCUUCAGGAUGACGUCAGACGAUGUGCUGUAUGAUUGCCUUCCACUCUACCACUCUGCAGGAAACAUUGUGGGAGUGGGCCAGUGUUUGAUCCAUGGCAUGACUGUAGUCAUCAGGAAGAAGUUUUCUGCCUCGCGUUUCUGGGACGACUGCGCCAAAUACAACUGCACUAUUGUGCAGUACAUUGGUGAGAUCUGCAGAUACCUGUUGAACCAGCCAGUGCGGGACACAGAGCAGCGGCAUCGGGUCCGCAUGGCGCUGGGUAACGGCCUUCGCCAGAGCAUAUGGGAGGAGUUUAUGAACCGCUUCAAUAUCCCGCAGAUUGCAGAGUUCUACGGAGCCACAGAGUGCAACUGCAGCCUGGGCAACUUCGAUAACAGGGUCGGAGCGUGUGGCUUCAACAGUCAGAUUUUACCCUUCAUCUACCCCAUCAGACUGGUGAGGGUUGAUGAAGAGACCAUGGAACUCAUUAGGGGGCCUGACGGCGUCUGCAUUCCCUGUAAACCUGGCGAGCCUGGCCAGCUCGUAGGCAGGAUCAUUCAGAACGACCCUCUCAGGAGGUUUGAUGGCUACGUCAACCAAACGGCAACCAGCAAGAAGAUUGCUCAUAGUGUCUUCAAGAAGGGAGACAGUGCCUAUCUCUCCGGCGAUGUGUUGAUCAUGGACAUUUACGGCAGCAUGUAUUUCAAGGACCGGACAGGAGACACUUUCCGCUGGAAAGGAGAGAACGUCUCCACAACUGAGGUGGAGGGAACGCUCAGCAGGCUGCUAGAAAUGAAAGAUGUAGUUGUGUACGGAGUGGAAGUACCAGGAGCAGAGGGAAAGGCUGGCAUGGCAGCCAUCGCUGAUCCGUCUAACAACACAGACCUGGAGAAGUUCGUGAAGGACAUGGAGAAGGCGCUGCCUCCGUACGCCAGACCCGUGUUCCUCCGCUUCCUUCCUGAGGUCAACAAGACAGGAACAUUUAAGUUUCAGAAGAUGGAUAUGCGUAGGGAAGGCUUUGAUCCGAGCGCAGUGCCGGACAGACUCUACUUCAUGGAUUCCAGCAGAGGGCGCUAUGUGCGGCUGGAUGAGGAGUUUUACAGCUCAAUACUGUCAGGGAAACACAAAUUGUGAUGACUAGGCUGACGACUACAUUUAUACAGACACACUCACACUCACACACACAUACAGAGGGAGGAACAUAUAUUGAGAGCAGAACGCAGAACCUUGUCCCAGCAUACACAUACAAAGUAAUAGCCAUACAAAUUCACAUGUGCUCAUUCUAAUGCCAACACACAAUGUUUUAUUCCCAAGCUCACUUAGCUCUAGCACGCUGCACACACACACACACACACACAGCACUAUUCCAAUUAUCCCUCCUGAAAUCUCCCCGGCAACUCCUCUCCCUACCUCAGCAAACACAGAGAUGCACAAACCCAGCGACCAGGGCUAUUUGGUAACUUGAGACCACUCUUCAUCGCCACAUAAUCCCGGUGCACACAGCUCUCAAACAGCCCACCCCCCCACGGUGUGUUCAUCAUGAUCCACUGAACCAGAUGUUAUGGGGGGGGGACACCACGGGUGGCUGGGAGAGGAGGGGGGUCGUCAGGAGUACAGGCUGCCUGGCAUCUUGAAUGCAAAAACUUGAAACUUACAGAAAACCACAAACUUUCUGGAUGAUGAAGAGGAAUAUGGAUUCAGAACACAUUGGAGGGACCUACAAGGACCUAAUCUCUCUCUCUCUCUCUUUCUCUGAUCGCUAUUUUAACAAUGUUGUUUUUUUUGGAAAAACUGGAGCCUCGAUCAUUGACUUCACCUGCACAAUCAGCCAGCAGUGACAAACCUGUGACAACCACACCUUUAUCUGAAAUGACCCCUCUGGUCUCCUCUUCUUCAUUUCCAGUUUGCACUGAAAGUGAAGGAGGGACACCACGAUGAAUUGUAAAGGGAACUCAUAAACAUGUGAAGUACAGAGGUUGAAUCAGACCAGUGGUUCCAGCUGAAGGGUUCACUAAAGUGCAAUAGGGCUCUGAGCUCCUGCAGUGCAAUAAUCAGCCGCACCACACCAGAGCUGAUAUAAAACAAGUCUUUGCGUUUAAAUAUGUCUGCAUCACACCAAAUAUAUUUAAGUUGUAGUGUUUGUUUACAUAUUUAAGAAUAGUUUUAGUAAUUUAUGUUGUAAAAGCUUUCUUCUCUCGUUGUCGUGACAAAUGUAUCAGGGGUUUUUUCUUUUUUGUAUCUCUAUCCAAAUCGGUUUCAUGCAUUUUAUAUCAGCGGCUCAAUAACACAUACUAAAGUGAUCUGACUGAUUCAACCCUGGGCUAAACACAUGGGGCUUUCUCCACUCACAGCGCUGGUCACUGACUGAGCUGGCGUACAGCGAGAUCGUGCCGCCGUAUUGUGCAGGUUGGUUGUUAAACGUAGACGUAUCGUACGUUGUGCGAAUAUUCUUCUGAAACACUCGAGUGAAGAGAGAGAAGCUCUUGUGUGUUUUUUUGAAGUAUUUUCUGUCGCUAAAGCGGGAUGUUCUGCCAGAUUCAGGAGAGCCGAACGAUCCAAAGAUUCAAGGGCAUGGAGGAGGGACACUGUAUUGAAAUAGAAGAAGAGGAAACAUGUGCUUCGUCAUCGAUUUUGUCUUUUGUCCGAAGUAGCCGUCAUCGGAGGUCGCAGCAGCAUGAAUGAGCGUCAUCGACCACAAGCAGAGCACUGUGCCUUACUGUGAGUUCACCUCCCAGAUUCACAGGCCCUGGCCCACACAUAGUGUCUCAUAUGGUUCCCUGCGCUGGACGUUUACCUUCACUCUUCUCCUUCAGCUUCUAUCGUCCAUUAUCUCAUGAGCUUUUAGAUGUUUUCUGUCCUAGGGGCCUCUCAAAGCGACUGACCCCUUCAUCUGGUCAAGCUACAGGACGGGUUUGAGUUCACGUCUCACUGGGCAAGAGUCCCAAUGUUUUGAGGCUGCUUGAAAUGUCAAGGAUUCUGUCUUCUUUACUUCCUCCCUCUGAUCUCUCAAUCGUGACGGUAACUUUAGUUGUCCUGACGAUAUCAUUCACCCACGUUACCGUUUGCUCAGCACCUUUACUUUAGGCCUUUAUCGUCUUUCUGCCAACCCCCUCCGUCCUCUCUUCCCUCCUUCUCUCCCUCUACCUGCUCGAAGAGCCACAGUCCGAGGAUCCAGCCGGGAUCAGGUGCCUGACCCCUGGUUGGAUCCUCUGCCUCGUCUGGAUUCUUAUUCUCUGCCACGUCUGCUUCAGACAAAAGUAAAAACUGUAGUUGAAUAGAUUUAAAAUAUUGGCGUUCUUUAAAAGUUUGUCCUUAUUCUUUUGUCAACACAAAGUUCCAACUCAGAAUCUGUUUUCAAGUAUCUUUUCCCGAUGUGCGUUGUGUGUAGUUUGCAAUUACUUUUUUUUUUUCUUAUCUUUGCAACUGACCACAUCCUUAGUCAGUGGCCGUAAAGCGAGGCAGGUUGUUGCCAACAUUUAACGUCUGGCUCUAAUUCUUCAUACGCUUCACUCUGGCAAUGCUUUUUGACUCUCAAUAUGUUUCCAUGGCUUUACUUUGAUUCAUUUUUUUUGCACUGACUGACACAGUUGACCUUGAUGUCUGCUGACGCUGUUCAUCAAAGUUGCUCUCACUCCUCAUUUCCCAGUUUAUUUUGGGUGGGGGGAGAAAAGACCAACGAAGCCAUUUGACAGAAAUUGAGAAUCAUCCCUGCUUCCUCUGUAGUCUUAGUUCUGAGUCCCUCUCUCACAGGUUCUUUAAUGAUGGGCGUGAAAUGUUCACAAGAAUGUCUGAAAAGCUAAAUGAGCGACCAAUGAUGAUGAUGAUUUUGUAAAGUGUCAUUUACGAAGGGAACGCAGUUUGGCUGUUAUGAUGCUUCUGACCGAGGGUUGCGCUUGUCGAACCCCGACCACCAGGGGGCGCGUGACUACACAGCCUCAUAGACGAGCACUCUGAAUAAGAAGUUUCCUUUUCUUUGUUUUUUAUGAGUUUAAAUUAUUAUUUUUGAGAAACUGUUGAUUAUACUUUUGAUUGUUUCACUGGUAUUUGUGUUCGUUCUUCUUUUCUUUGCGUGAAAUUGCAGCUUUUUUUGCGGCUUUGGUAUAAAAAGGGGACAAGUGAGUGGAAGACAAUCAAACAGUUGAUUUCUUUUUUUUGUUUAUUCUAAAUGUUUGGCACAUGGAACCAGCCGGGACUCUUUCCUUUCUAGAUGAGUUUGGCCAGGAGCCUGUUUACCAUUUCCCAGAUGCUGUAGGUCAAUGCAGGAAAGGGCCUUGCAGUGGGUGAAGGGUCUGUGGGGACAGGCUGCGUCGAGGUUUUGAGUCACCCGUUUCACCAGAUGGGGGCACUGUGACUUCCCUCAUACUUUUAGUAAAGUUGAAGAGAACCCAUUUAUCGCGCAGCCCUUGGAUAAACUAUUAAAAGGACCCAAUUGUUUCAAAUUAAACUGUAACAGAAAAUAAAUGUGUUGAUUUAAAUGAAAUCUAACAUGUAUUUCAAAAUGUGGAUUUAUUUUCCCUGUCAAUCGUUUUCCAAAUUUAGUUUUUUUUCAUGUUUCAGUUGGCCUGUACAUAUCACCAAUCUUAAAAAUCUUCCCUUUUACAUUUUUGAUUCAAGAGUUUGUCAAACAAAUUAUAAUUGCCCAGCUUCUUUGUACAUUUACUUUAUUCACAUUAUUAAUCGACAGAUGAAAAACCAAUUUCACGCCUGCCCCAAAAACCCUGAGAUAGUACGUUGUGUCACUCCGUGGUGAUUGAAGUGUGUGUGUUGAUGUUCAAGUUUAUUCAGUUGAGCUCUAGUGAAAGUGAAAAUAUUUUUCAGGCGUCUCAUACUGAGAUCAGUGAAGAGAAGUCUCGAGAUGGAAAAAAUGACUUGUGAAGUUCAGGAUUAUUAUGUGAGGGUCAUUACACUGCAGACAGGCCACAGAUCACAACCCCUAACUGAGGACUUUGUGUCCAAGUGUCUCUCUGGUCUCCUCAUGUCUCCGAACGACAUCACUCAACCUGCUUAUUGCGCUUUUUGUCUUUUUCUUGCUGUCGUGUUCCUCCGAAAAAAGUGCUAGAGAAGGAAACUGGUUUGUACAUGUCUGCGUGUGUGUGUGUGUGUCUGUCUGAGCGUGUGCAAGUGUGUGUGUGUGUGUGUGUGUGUAUAUAGGGGAGGUCUGUGAGGUGAGUGUGAGACACACACACUGAUGUCCUCUUGUCCACAGAAGGCGAGCUGUAUACGUCAUGCAUUUGAAGAAGAUGAGAUAAAAGCCCUGCUGCAAAUGGAAAAUCAUUAUUAAUAAAAACUAUUUAAAUUGUU